AGGCGUGUCGCACACUCGCACACUCGCACUCCGCCUUCCCUCGCUAGUCGCUUAUCACGGCGGCGGCGGCGGAAGCGGAAGACGCAGGGAGGACGCAAGGCGGAAGCACCGUCUCCGCCUUGCGGCUGCUCCACUCCUCCCCACUUCCCCCGCGCGGCUGCCUCGCCAUCUCUUAAGCUUUGGGCGAGGGGAAGGCCGGAAGGAAUGGCGGUGGCUGGAGCGAGAGGCGGCGGGGAGGGCGAGGAGCUGCUCCUCCGCUCCGUGGAGGAUAGGGGCGGGGCUGGGGACGAAGGGGGCAGCUUGUGCGUGGGGGAGCGGCCGUGGCGCCUCAACUUCGACGGGUUCCGCCGCCCGGAGGCGCAUCAAGAGAAGCCCGCGCGCGGCCUCCAGGACUGCCUCGGCAUGCUAGCGCAAGGCCCUGGAGAUGAUGUUGCAGAAUACUACCAACAGCAACUGGAAAUGCUGGAAUGUUUUAAUGAAAUGGAUACACUGACAGACCGUGGUUUCCUUCCUGGAAUGUCCAAGGAAGAGCGUGAAAGGAUUGCACGAAGCGAGACAUUAGCCAUCCGAUUAUCUAACAUUGCAAACAUGGUUCUUUUUGCUGCAAAAGUUUAUGCCUCGAUUAGGAGCGGUUCCCUAGCUAUUAUUGCUUCCACGUUGGAUUCUCUACUUGACUUGUUAUCUGGGUUCAUCUUGUGGUUUACUGCCUUUUCUAUGCAAACACCAAACCCAUACAAAUACCCAAUUGGUAAAAGGCACAUGCAACCUUUGGGUAUACUAGUUUUUGCUUCUGUAAUGGCAACGCUUGGCCUUCAAAUUAUCCUAGAAGCCACACGCUCAUUGGUAUCAGACGGAGAUGGAUUCCACUUGACAAAAGAGCAGGAAAAAUGGGUUGUGGAUAUUAUGCUUUCAGUGACAUUGGUGAAGCUUCUCCUGGUUAUAUAUUGCCGCUCAUUUACCAAUGAAAUUGUGAAGGCCUAUGCACAGGAUCACUUUUUUGACGUCAUCACCAAUGUUAUUGGGCUUGUGGCUGCACUUCUUGCUAAUUAUUUCAAAGGCUGGGUCGACCCAGUUGGUGCUAUUAUUCUAGCGAUCUACACAAUCAGGACUUGGUCGAUGACAGUGCUAGAAAAUGUCCACUCCCUGGUCGGCCAAUCUGCUCCACCAGAGUAUCUUCAGAAGCUUACCUACCUCUGUUGGAACCAUCACAAGGCUGUGAGGCACAUUGACACGGUGCGGGCAUACACAUUUGAUUCCCACUACUUCGUCGAGGUGGACAUUGUUCUUCCAUGCAGCAUGCCCUUGCGAGAGGCCCAUGAUAUCGGCGAGGCCCUGCAACAGAAGCUGGAGCGCCUGCCCGAAAUCGAGCGGGCCUUCGUCCACCUCGACUAUGAGUUCACCCACCAGCCUGAGCAUGCUCGAUCCCAUGAUACAUAGCAGACUGAAUUCCAUUGCAGAACUUCAAAAGUAUUUUAAUCACAUACUAAUGAGGUCAGAACAGCUUCAGAAUCCUGGGAGCUGCAGUAACCUGGUGGCUAAAGGAGAUUGCACGUGAUAGACUGGGAUUCAGUUGUGCAAUUUUUUUUUUUUGAUUGCCUGAUGCUGUGCUUUGGCUGGAAGUUUCUACAGGCGAGUACUAGAUAGUCAGCUUGUAUGAACCUUAUGCUUUAGGUUAUUACUCGCCUGAUCAGCUUUCGCAAUUUGAGCCUCAUGUUAACUGCUUGAUGAUGUCUGAUCCUCCAAGACUUGUACUGCCAUCAAUCAGGCCAUUCUGCUCGGUGCGAGUUUCUGCUGCCCGUUAGGAUUAUGAGAACAGCAUAGCUCCAGUAGGAGGUCACACCGUUUUCUGCCGAAUUUUUACGAAAUUCCUGUUUCGCAAACAUGCUCUGAUUAGGAUACUGGAUACAUUCAAACAGAGACUGUCCGAUGGAAGGCCACUGUAAUGUCACAAAUUAGUGAUAAGACACUAAGGGUCUGUUUGGAAGAGGGGUUGCUUUAGGUAAUUUUAAAAUUUAGUUAAGGUUUGUAUUUAAAUCCUAGGAA
Phragmites australis (common reed) is the source of this 2043-nucleotide messenger RNA. RefSeq names its product metal tolerance protein 5-like. Gene Ontology annotation, molecular function: manganese:proton antiporter activity. The record is from RefSeq and is a predicted model, not a curated record. Lineage: Eukaryota; Viridiplantae; Streptophyta; Magnoliopsida; Poales; Poaceae. The transcript is spliced from 6 exons. Bases 205 to 1437 code for a protein of 410 amino acids. Gene Ontology annotation, cellular component: membrane. Gene Ontology annotation, biological process: monoatomic cation transport; transmembrane transport.